Messenger RNA from Quercus lobata, 750 nucleotides. Its product is annotated as receptor-like protein EIX1. Bases 13 to 750 code for a protein of 245 amino acids. Lineage: Eukaryota; Viridiplantae; Streptophyta; Magnoliopsida; Fagales; Fagaceae. The transcript has a single exon. The record is from RefSeq and is a predicted model, not a curated record.
UUUUGCAUAACCAUGGACGGUUCCUUUAAAUUAAGAGCCGUUACAUUAACCCUUUUCCUUGUGUUUCUCACUUUGGCAGCUAUUGAUCCUAAGUUCUGCUAUGGAAACUCUGAGAUUCAUUGCAUCCAAAGUGAGCAACAGGCCCUUCUCAGAUUCAAGCAAGAUCUUACUGAUCCUUUAAACCGGCUUGCCUCUUGGGCUGGUGAUGGGGAUUGUUGUCAGUGGAAGGGAGUUGUCUGCAACAAUGUUACUGGUCACGUCCAAGAACUCCAUCUCAGAAGCUUUCCUCCUCCUGAGCUUGAAUACUUUUCAAUUGAAGCCCAUUAUGAAGCUGCUAUUCAAUCUUAUGCACAGACAAUGUUUGGUGGUAAGAUAAAUCCUUCCCUACUUGAUUUGAAGCAUUUGUUUUACCUGGACUUGAGCUACAAUAAUUUUGGUCUAUUUCCAAUUCCUGAAUUCCUCGGUUCCAUGAAGAGUUUAAAAUAUCUUAAUCUCUUCAGUGCGGGAUCUGGGGAAUUGAUACCUCCUCAAAUUGGAAAUCUCUCAGAUUUGCACUAUCUUAAUCUUGGAGGCUUUGGCUAUAAUUUUUUAUCUGUCAAUAACCUUCAUUGGCUUUCUAGUCUUCCUUUGCUACAAGUGCUAGAUUUGAGUGGUGUAGACCUUAGCCAAGCCUCUGAUUUGCUUCAGGUGACAAACAAAAUCACUUCCUUGUCAGAGUUGUGGUUACACUACAAAACGCGGAGGCCUUAG